UACCGACCCGUCGGCAGAAAUAGAAAAAUCAUCCGCAAAAGGUUUGUGCAUCGCUUUUUCUCUCUGCGAAACCCUAAAUAAAAAUAAUCGCAAAAUCAAUAAUUACGCUCUGUGAGUUUUCUGAGGGAAUACAGAUUAUUGAAGUGUAGUGUCAGUUGGGGGAAUAAUGUCAUCUGUAUCGAGUCAGUCGCAAUUCCGUCUUACCCAACCGCCAUCGAAGGUGUUGCAUUUGAGAAACUUGCCAUGGGAGUGCACUGAAGAGGAAUUGGUUGAGCUUGGGAAGCCGUUUGGUAAUGUUGUUAAUACCAAGUGUAAUGUUGGACCGAAUAGAAAUCAAGCUUUCAUUGAAUUUGCGGAUCUGAAUCAAGCUAUUGCGAUGAUAUCGUAUUAUGCAUCAUCCUCAGAGCCUGCUCAAGUUCGAGGGAAGACAGUUUACUUGCAGUAUUCUAAUAGGCAAGAAAUAGUGAACAACAAAACGACUGCUGAUGCUGGUGGAAAUGUGUUGUUGAUUACCAUUGAAGGGGCAGAUGCACGCCUGGUCAGCAUUGAUGUCUUGCACCUGGUAUUUUCUGCCUUUGGGUUUGUUCAUAAGAUUACUACCUUUGAGAAGAUGGAUAGAUUCCAGGCUUUGGUGCAAUUCUCCGAUGUGGAAACUGCCUCUUCUGCGAAAAAUGCCCUGGAUGGAAGAAACAUCCCUAGUUAUCUGCUUCCUGAACAUCUUGGGCCCUGUACUCUUAGGAUCGCAUAUUCUGGUCAUACAGAUUUGAGUGUAAAAUUUCAGAGCCAUCGGAGCAGGGACUACACUAAUCCAAACCUUCCUGUUGCACAAUCAGCUAUAGAUGCAAAUGGAAUGUUCAGCAUGGGCCUUGAUGGGAAAAAACUAGAACCUGAGAGCAAUGUUCUUCUUGCAUCAAUCGAGAACAUGCAGUAUGCUGUCACAUUGGAUGUUUUACACAUGGUCUUUUCUUCUUUUGGUCCUGUCCAGAAGAUUGCCAUGUUUGAUAAAAACAGUGGACUUCAGGCUUUAAUUCAAUACCCUGAUGUCCAGACAGCUGUUGUUGCCAAGGAAGCAUUGGAAGGACACUGUAUCUAUGAUGGAGGAUUUUGCAAGCUUCACCUUUCAUACUCACGCCAUAAUGAUCUUAGUAUUAAGGUCAAUAAUGAUAGGAGCAGAGACUACACGAUUCCCAACAAUGUAACGGUGAACCCCCAGCCUUCAAUUCUUGGGCAGCAGCCAGUUGCAACACAUGGUCCUCCUUCUCAUCUAUACACUGGAGCUCAGUUUGCUCCAACUUCAGAGCAUUCAAUGAUUCCUCAGCCUUCUUCUGGAUGGGCCACUGGCUUUCCACCAGUACCCAAUUCCAUGCCUGGCCAGAUGAAUAAUAAUCCUUACUUGCCACCUGGAACUAUGCCACCUCAAAUGGGCCAUGGAAUGAUGCAGAUGCCUAGCCAUGGUGGCCCACCACAUACUCAUGCAAUGCCCCCUUACAGACCUUAUCAUAUGCAAUAGCAAGUACUCUAUUCAGUUCUAUUAAUCUAUUUCGCGUACCAGAGUUUGCAGAAGUGGAGGAAGCUAUUCUGAGGAGAAUACCACUGUUGAAAACCAGUUACUUACCCGAGAUCUCAAGGUUUUAAAGCUGAAGUGCCUAUAACAUUUCUUCUCCUUCAGCUAUUUUGCAGGUGAGAUCGAUGUAAACAGCAAGCUCCAGCACCUUCGUUUGGUUCUAGGAUUGUUGUUAACUGCGGUUGUCUGUUGAUUCCAUUGUGAAAUAUUAUGACUGCCACAAUUUGUUUAUUACUGGAAAGUUAAUGGGCGUAAGUUGAUAGAAAUAUUUUACUUUC
Populus nigra (black poplar) is the source of this 1842-nucleotide messenger RNA. Its product is annotated as polypyrimidine tract-binding protein homolog 2-like. Bases 167 to 1510 code for a protein of 447 amino acids. Gene Ontology annotation, molecular function: mRNA binding. NCBI's taxonomy places the organism in Eukaryota, Viridiplantae, Streptophyta, Magnoliopsida, Malpighiales, Salicaceae. The record is from RefSeq and is a predicted model, not a curated record. The transcript has 11 exons. Gene Ontology annotation, cellular component: nucleus. Gene Ontology annotation, biological process: regulation of RNA splicing.